AUGGAGUUAACUACAGUAUGUAGUGUUCUUGGAGUAGCAUCAAUCUUUAUGUUCUUUGUAUGGAGACUUUCAAAUUGGUUGUGGUUUGAACCGAAGAAGAAAGAAACGCUUCUUAGAGACCAAGGCUUCAACGGCAGUUCUUACAAAUUCAUGUACGGGGACUUAAAAGAUUUGGUGCACAUGACAAGUGAAGCCAAAUUGAAACCGAUGAGUCUAACUCAUGAUAUCACUCCUCGUGUCUCACCAUUCAUCUAUAAAUCCAUUAGUACUUACGGUAAGAAUAUUUUUAUAUGGAUGGGGCCAACACCAAUGGUACAAAUAUAUGAGCCAUCAAUGAUAAGAGAGAUCCUCUCCGAUUAUUAUCAAUUUCAAAAGCCGAGAGGAGGAAAUCCAUUAACAAAGUUGCUAGUCACGGGAUUAGUUGACGUUAAUGCUGAUCAAUGGGUUAAACACAGAAAAAUAAUCAAUCCUGCCUUCCAUGUCGAGAAACUAAAGUAUAUGGUACCUGCAUUUUAUGUGAGUUGUUGUGAGAUGAUAAACAACAACUUUAAGGAAGGAAGAAAGAUAUUUGAACUACAAAGAGAACAAGCAAAGCUAGUUAUGAAGGCUGCACGAUCAUUUUACAUUCCAGGAUUAAAAUAUUUUCCAACUAAAAGAAACAAUAGCAUGAAAGAGAUUGACCGGGAGGUGAAGACAACAAUAAAGCGCAUUAUCGAUAAACGAGUUAUUGCAAUGAAAGCCGGAGAAUCUAGUCAAGAAACCACUGCAAACAUGCUUGUAUGGACUAUGAUUUUAUUGGGACAACAUACGGAUUGGCAGACACGUGCCAGAGAUGAAGUCCUACAUCUAUUUGGAAAAAGAAAACCGGAUGUUGAUGGGUUAAAUCAUCUAAAAAUUAUUAACAUGAUAUUUUGUGAGGUACUUAGACUAUAUCCUCCGGCUACAAUAAUAAGACGACUUAUAUAUAAAGAAACGAAAUUAGGAAACAUAACGUUACCAGCACAUACACUAGUUGAAAUAAACCCAUUGUUUUUACACCACGAUAAUGACAUAUGGGGUGAUGAUGCAAAUGAUUUUAAGCCAGAGCGAUUUUCAGAAGGUGUGUCAAAAGUGAACAAGGGACAAGCAUCAUAUCUUCCAUUCGGAGGUGGACCACGUAUUUGUAUUGGACAAAAUUUUGCUAUGUUAGAAGCAAAAAUGGCGCUUGUAAUGGUGCUACAAUGCUUCUCUUUUGAGCUCUCUCCAUCAUACUCGCAUGCUCCAUACACUAUAAUCACUCUACAACCUCAAUUUGGGGCUCACUUGAUUCUACACAAAAUUUAG
Messenger RNA from Lactuca virosa, 1323 nucleotides. Lineage: Eukaryota; Viridiplantae; Streptophyta; Magnoliopsida; Asterales; Asteraceae. The record is from the annotation of a GenBank genome assembly.